Molecule: messenger RNA, 3443 nt
Organism: Diabrotica virgifera virgifera (western corn rootworm)
Lineage: Eukaryota; Metazoa; Arthropoda; Insecta; Coleoptera; Chrysomelidae
Product: dynein light chain Tctex-type protein 2B
Exons: 4
Coding region: 425-892 (155 amino acids)
Biological process (GO): microtubule-based movement
Cellular component (GO): cytoplasmic dynein complex; cytoplasm
Molecular function (GO): dynein intermediate chain binding
Source: RefSeq, a predicted model, not a curated record
CCAAAUAAAACAAAAAGUAUGGUAAUCUCUAAAGAUCCAAUAAGGUGCAAGCUGGAAGUGGACAGCAAAAUUAGACAAACAAAGCCUGUUAUAAAGUGUUGGCCCCAUCGGACCAAAGUGGCAGUGAACGUGUUAAUACUUAAUUUAUCGAUUUGUGGAUGCAAGAAUAAUGUCAUACACGGUAGGUUGAAUGCGACACGGGCCACGUGCGAGAAGAAUAAGGUUAUGUGCUGAUUUAAUGUCAAUAUUCGAUAUAAACAAAAUUUAAAUGAAAUCUCUCACAAACGCCGGAUUGAAUUUAUGUAACAAAUUAUCGAUUUUACUAUAAGUAGCGAUAUUUUCCAUAGAAACAGACCUUUAAUCGACACAAUAAAACAGGUAUUAUAUACAUUUAAUAUUUACAAAAAAGUAGUAUACUCCUAAUAUGGAUGAGGAAGAAAAUGAUGAUAUAUCUACAAGCCCUGCCCGUCGUUCAUUACAACAAAAAUCGUCAGAAGACGUGUUUGAAGAAGAACCAAUUGAAUCAAUAUCGACUGGUAUAAGUUCUUACCAAAUCAAACCAACACUUCAGAACAAGUUUAAAGAGCUACCUGUAAAGGAGAUCAUAAGAAAUGUUGUAGCAUCUGUACUUACAGGACUGGCCUAUGAUCCAGACCGAGCUAAAAAUUGGUCCAUGUCUAUUUCCAAUGAAGUUAAUGACAAAGUUAGAGAUUUACAGAUGAAACGAUAUAAACACAUUGUUCAAGUUAUCAUUGGAGAAAUGAAAGGAGCUGGCGUUAAAUCUGCUGUAAGAUGUGUUUGGGAUUCAGAUGUGGAUGGUUACACAAGUGAUAUAUUUAUAAAUGACACCAUCUUCUGCGUGACCACCGUUUUCGCGAUAUAUCUGUAUUAAUCUUAAUACUAAAUUAUUUUAAAUAGUUGUUAUAAUAUUGCCAUCUUGGAGGAAGACUGUCAUUUUCACUAAUUUUUUGAUUUUGAGUACAUUAAUUUCAGGAGUUCAUCUGUCAUCCAUUAUUUUUCUUAAUUAAUUUAAUGUGUAAUGGCCUUUAAGUAUUUUGCUUUACAUUUUUAACUGUUUCUGUAAUCUGUUCAUUUAAAUAAAAUUGAUAAAAUGUUGAGAUAUUACAAAAAGUUAUUAUAUUUUUUAAAUUCUAAAAAAUACCAAAUUUUAGCAUCUUUACAGCUAUGAAUAAUAUGUUUAGUUAUUACAAAAAGUUAUUAUGUUUUUAAUCAUUGUCAGAUUUUAAGAUUAAUAAUUCUAAACAAGACCAAAUCUUAGCAUCUCUACAACUACGAAUAAAUGUAUUAUUUCAAAAAUGUAUUAUAUUUUAAUUGUGAGAUUUUAAAAUAUGAGAAUCUUCUUCCAAGUUGCAUUUUUGAUUAGAUAAUUUACCAUUUUCUUUUUGAUCACUGUUGGUAGUUGUUAUAACUAAACUAAGACACUGUAUUUUUAUAGUUUUUUAAUAAAUAUUUUUUUAAAUAAAUAAUUUAAAAUACGGGUAUAUCACUGGAAAAUGAGGAAAUUCUCAUCAUGAUGGAAGAUCGAAGAAAGGUAAGAAUAAGAAUAAUUACAACAAAAAAUGCAAAGAGCUGAGCCGUAAGGAUGGCCCAAGAUAAGUUAAGCAACAAUAGGGAACUUGCACAUUUUUUUUAUUACAUAAUAAUGUUCAGUUUUGUUUAAAAAUGAGAUUUCCAAAAUUUCGCGCUUCAAAAACUCGUAAUAACUUAGAAAUACAUAUUUAAAGUCUUCUUCGGUAUAAAAUAGUUUAAACGGCCCGUGAUGUCACAUAGUUUUACAUUAGUUAUUAUUAUGGUUAUAUUUCGCUGUGUCUAGGUACACGCUAACGUGUACGCAAAUAAAAAAGUUAGGUACACGCGAAUUAAACUUCAUCAAGCCAGUGACGUCAUUAUUUAGCGUGCGCAGUGACUGUAUAUUUUGGUACAUGCUAUUUUGAUAUGUUUAGAGUUUGUUUAAUAGAAAAAUAUUUGUUAAGGGAAGGGAAGCAGAACUAUUCAGAUGUUUCAAACUUAAUUGUAAUAAAUCAAUGUAUAUAUAAAAGUAUAUAUUUAGGUUAGCAAAAUAAAUAUAUGUAUUUAGUUGACAUGACACGUACAAAAUAUUGUUAAAAUAAUUUCUAUACGUAAGUUAAUUAUUAUAAUCAACUAUUCUAAAUGGGAAAUAAGCCACAAUUUAACUAAAAAAAUGAUUUUAUUAACGUUUCGACGUCCAAAUCGGAUGUCAUUGUCAAAAUACAAAAAUUAGUCAGAUUAAAUAAAUUAUUAGAAAAAAUUUUUUACUAAGCAACAACAUUUUUGUUUAAUUUAAUAUUUUGUAUUUUGACAACGACGUCCGAUUUAGACGUCUAAACGUUAAUAAAAUCAUUUUUUAGUUAAGUUGUGGCUUAGUUCCCAUUUAGAAUAGUUGAUUACAAAAAUGCCACAAGGAAAUAGCUUCAGAACAAGUUAAUUAUUAUUGUGAAAGCUUUAGGUCUUCCUUUUAUUUUAAUUUUGGACGGUAAUACUAUUUCACUUAUAACUAAAAAAAUAUAUAUUAAUUUAUAGUCUCUUAACUUUUUCAUACUGUUUUAAAAUGUUGUUAAACUCAUUACAACAACUAAAUAAUUGUCCACACUACAUAGUUAAUUUAAAAACAAACUCUAAACAAAUAAAAAAUAAAAAAUCUCUUUACUAAUCAAUAUUUUUAUAUUUGCGUACACGUUAGCGUGUACCUAGACACAGCGUUAUAUUUAGGUAUAUUCUUCUUCUCCUUCUUUAGUUUAUUGGCCUCCACCUACUUGGGUAUUUGGCCAGCUCAUCGUCGGGGUAUAAGUGAAAAAUAUUUAUAUUCUAAUGACAUUUAUCGUAUGUCGUUGUAAUAAUAUAUACCAGUUUGUUGAGAUUGGAGUUUGAUACAGUUUUUGAAGGAAAGGAAAGAAUGUUUACUAUUGAAAAUAAAACCAUUUUGUAAAAGUACACAUUUUCUAUGAAUAGUUCAAACUUCAAACGAUCAAAAACACUUUUAACGUCACAUAACUAUAUUUUUUACUGAGGUUUUUAAUGUCUAAUUUAAAAUUAUAUAUACAAUUGGUGUAGAAUGUAAACAUACAACUCUGUGACGUCACGACCCGUUUUGGGGUGGCCGGUAUAAGUUGAAUUUUUAGUCGUCUUUAGGGGCCAAACUAAAUACAAACAAAACUUUUUUAUCUUUGAUACAGGUUCUAAAUCAUGUUCUGUUGUGAUUUAUACCAUUUUUUUCGAAUUUAAAAUUUUAUGGAAGUCCCCUAUUGUACAGAGAUACAAAAUACAUUUGUUUCAAAAACUGCCACAACGUAUCUUCUGACAGUAAAUCGAUACAAAAACAAAAUUGAUUUUUUUAAACUUCAACAAAUAGCAAGUUUUAUUUUAUUUUCUCUUUAUGUUAAUAAACAUGGUUGUAAUAAAAA